Bombyx mandarina (wild silkworm) is the source of this 4002-nucleotide messenger RNA. RefSeq names its product Ankyrin-repeat, SH3-domain, and Proline-rich-region containing Protein. Gene Ontology annotation, molecular function: p53 binding. NCBI's taxonomy places the organism in Eukaryota, Metazoa, Arthropoda, Insecta, Lepidoptera, Bombycidae. Gene Ontology annotation, cellular component: nucleus. The record is from RefSeq and is a predicted model, not a curated record. Gene Ontology annotation, biological process: regulation of apoptotic process.
UAAGUACACCAAAAAUGUGAGUGCUAAUUGUGAUAAGAGUUUUUAAGAAAAUAAAUGACGUAAUAUAAAAUGUUAGCUUGUGUUUCUCAACCUAUGGAGAAGGUGUUGCUAUUUAAAGAAGGACCACCCAUUGCCAUGGGACCGUUAGAAACCAGCAAAUUACGACAUAAUCACUCAGGCGCUAUGAAAUCCAUCAAACUCUUUCAAAAAUCAGACCGUCAACUCAGUGACGAAACAAAAGAUAGUUCUCCGUCACACACAUCAUCACCGUUACUCAUCAACGUUUCUGGAAGUCGUUUGAACCUAAGGAAACUAGAAAGCGAUAGUAAAGGAAAAUCGACGAAGAUUCUUGUUAACCCGGUUUGCUCAGACAGCGUCGGCAGUAGCGAUGACAGCAAUCGAUCUAAAAAUACAAACACCAAAUGGAACGUGAAGAAGAAACGUCUCAAGACUGAAAGUGUCAAGAUUCACAAAAAAAGCGAACGCAAAAGUGAUAAAGAUGAUCCAAUUAGUAAGGACGAAGCCAAGAAAGAUAAGAAAUCGAUAUCUUGUUUCAAAAUGAAAAGUUCCGAAGAUAAAUCACGUCUGGACGAAGAUCGAAGAUUCGGCAAAGAGAACUGUACAAACGAGAACGCUAGUAAUUUAAUGAGCUCAACGAAGCCCGACAUUAUUAAUCAUUCAAGGAAAAAUAGCAGAGAAAUCCUAGUCAAUGAAAGGACAAUGACAGAGCAGACGCUAUUAAAAACUGACCAAUUGAAGACAGGAAAGACUGAUAGUACUGUAGCAAUUAAGGAAAAUAAGUUGGGAGAAGGGGUGGAGUUGACGUUGGGCGAGCUGCGUGCUAUGGCGCUGCGCCAACAACAGCAGAUCGACACCCAGCACCAGCUGCUCUGCGCUAAGGAGCAGCGGCUGCGGUACCUCAAGCAGCAAGAAGCUAGGCAACAUCAGGUGGCCUUGGAGGGUGAGCGCCUACGGCGGCUACGAGAACGCGUAGAAGCUCAAGAGCAGAAGCUACGACGUCUACGAGCAUUGCGCGGACAGCUCGACAGAAACAAACAAGCUAACAUAGCUCUUACUAGUGACCUGGAGUCAAUACGAGCUCUCUUCAAUGAAAAAGAAAAGGAGUUGUCAUUGGCAGUGGCCAAAGUGGAAGAGUUGACAAGACAGCUAGAAGAACUGAGAAGAGGUAGAGUCCAGCCGGCACCACCUUCCGCACAUGAAUUGGAUAAGUUGAGGCGGGAACUUAUGUACCGAAACAAGCUGAAUGAACAGCAAAACGGCAGGCUGUCGGCUCAAAGGGCAGCGCUUGGGGCGAGACAAGAAGAAAUGCGAAGUAUCGAUCGACGAGUUUCCGAGCUUCAGGCGCGAUUGCUGAGGAAGAGAGCGCUCAACCGACAGCUAGCUGCGGCACACCGUCAGCCCCAACCGCCGAGCAGAAUAAAUAAUCCUGCACCUAUGCAGCAGCUUCCUAGCUACUCUGCAGGCAACACAGCGGUGACCGGUCAGUCAAAGAACCAGCAGGCGAGAGGCAAUGUUGCCGCUGUGGAGCCCUACAACCACGUCCCACACGCGCAAAGCGUCAGCCAUAAUUCUAACUUUCAGGCCAUGAAGCAGAAUGUUAUACAAAACAAUGUGCCAUUGAAACAGCUCACACAGAGCGAUAACAUUCAAAGCCAUAUCACGCAAGAAGCCCACUUCAUACAGCAAAAACAAAUGUUAAAUCCCGUGUACAAUGGUUACACACAAACACAAAUGCAAGAGAACCAAUAUCAGAACCAAUAUCCCGUUAAACAUGAAAAUUUUCACGUGCAACAAGGUAUAAGUAAUGUUUACGAGCAGAAAUUAGACAAGUAUCAAGAUUAUCUGAAGCCACAGUAUAGUCCAAACAGUACGAGUAGCUCUAACAGCAAUCAGACUGGAAAAGAACUAAAGAUUAACGAACAAGAAUUCUUACCAGAAUUCGCUGCGAGCAAGAAUGACCCUAAAUAUCAAACUUUGCCAUACAACACGAAAUUUCCACAGAGCAACAACAAGAAACAAGAUAUUAAAAACAAUGACAAUAACCAGGACCCUAAAAUUAACGUAAACCACAUGACCGUGCAUUCCACACCCUUGUCAGUUGUAAACAAAAGCCUUGCUACCCCUCUAAGUCAAACUGAAACAUAUCAGCAAGAAAAUACAUAUCAGCUACAAAAAUCCGAUUCUUCAAGUAGAUGUAACCAAGAAGGUAAAGAGAAUCAUGCAUAUCCACCGAAUAGGCUAAGUCAAACCAGUCAAAAUGAUGCGAAAGUUAACGGAAAAACCCAACAAAAUAGCUCUUUGAAAGGUAGCUCUCCCAGUUUGGGUUCUAGCACAACCAGCAGCUCCAUUGGAUUCGGUAUUGUUAGGAACACCGCAUCAGGGUUGUCGACGAGUGCUGGAAGUAACUUCAGCGGUCAGAACGCAUCUUCCCAGAGCAUAUUGCUGUCUCCACCGCAAAGCGCCAGCACACCGCUCUCUACACCCGACGUCAGUACUGACAAAUCGCCUAAGCCAGCUCUACCUCCAAAACCAACAAUUAAGACCCCACCAAGACAAUCGGUGAAUAAUGAAACGAAUUUCAAUCAACCAGAGAUCAUGCCCACCAUACCGAUACCAGAAUCGUCCACCGACACUGAUCAAACGUCCAGUCAAAAAGAAUCGAGUAACGGCAGCAACGAUAUGAUAAUAAAAGCACGCCCGUUGACGAUUCGAAAGCCACCGAUGAGCGAACAACCUAAACUACGAAAUUUAAAUCCCAAAAACGGCAUAAGCGUCAGCAUUAAUCGCCGCAUCGAAAUGCCGCCGGCCUUCUUGUUCCCCGAAAUGGAUCACUUGAACAUCGACAAUGAAAACGGCCUAAAAGAGAAAACAAAACAGAAGGACGAAGUCGACAGAUCAGUUAGUGACAAAGAAGACAGUAAAGAUAACGUUAUAGUGUCCGAUAUUACAGAACAGAUCAGCUCGGUGGACUUGAACGGGCAAGAAUCUUCUGAUAAUGUAUUGAGACGGGUUAAAAAGGGUAAUUUGAAGCAAGGCGGCAAGGCACCGCUGGCCAGACGGGUUAGCUUCGAUCCCCUCGCUCUACUGUUGGAUGCCAGUUUAGAAGGAGAGUUGGAAUUGGUUAAGAAAACGGCAACACAGGUGCAGAAUGCUAGCGCUGCAAACGACGAGGGGAUCACAGCUCUACAUAAUGCCAUAUGUGCUGGGCAUUUUGAAAUUGUCAAAUUCUUGGUAGAGUUGGGUUGUGACGUCAACGCUCAAGAUUCGGACGGUUGGACACCGUUGCAUUGCGCUGCGUCUUGUAACAACCUGGCUAUGGUUCGCUUCCUCGUUGAUAAUGGUGCGUGCAUAUUCGCCACGACGCUAUCUGAUCAUGAGACAGCGGCCGAAAAAUGCGAAGAAGACGAGGAAGGAUUUGAUGGAUGCUCAGAAUAUCUAUACAGCGUUCAAGAAAAACUCGGCAUAAUGAACAGUGGUCUCGUAUACGCAGUUUUCUCAUACACGGCAGCUCGUAGCGACGAGUUGUCUUUCGAGACUGGAACGAGACUUCAAGUUUUGAGGAAGGGGGAUGACAACGAACGCGAAUGGUGGUGGUGUCGAGAUGAUAACGGACAGGAGGGUUACGUACCUAGAAACUUGCUGGGGUUAUAUCGACGAGUAACCCCACAGCAAGAAUAAAAUUAACUCACAUUUAUGACCUGAUUAUCUUGUAAAUACAACUAAGUAGGCUUUUUAAUUAUUAUUUUUUUGUAUUUAUAUCAACUGUAGCCUAAAUAUCCAAUAUUGUAUACAAUUUUAUGAGAUCUAAUAUUUUGUAAAUAUUUAACUGUUUUAGUUCAAAAAUGAGAUUAUAAUAUUGUACAUUUUAUAAAUAUUGUGAGUCAUCAUUGAUAUUGGUCAUAUAAUUUGUAUAUUGUAAUUAGAUGUCUGCGAAUGUUGUGAAAUAAUACACAUAAACUGACAAUACAAAUAAAUCAUGAA